AUGCUCCCGGCGCGGCACCUGUCUCAGCGUACUGCGUUCGAUGACAGGAAGCCGCUGCCAGCACCGAAAAAUCGCACACGCAGGAACAUUCAUUGGCCUCGUAAGUCCAAGGGCCCAACAUCAGACGAUGCCCGCGAUGCUACUCCAUUACGAAGUCCCGAAGUGGAGGAGCCUUCCCUGGUAGAGCAGCUUUUCCCAGAGAUCUCGAAACGCAAUGAGGAGCCGGAAGCCUCGCGGGAGGUGCCUCGUGUGCCACUGCCGAAAGUAAAUCCAGAUGCUACAGCACAACCAAGACCAACGCCCAGCAAAUCGAAUCGUACAGAUAGAUCAUGGGGAGCUCAGCAGCUGGAAGCCGAGAUGGCAGCCGCUGGACCUGGAACUUCGGUAUUAGUCCUAAGAAAUGCAAGCCCGAACCUCACAGAGGAAGACUUUCGACGUCUUGUACCUCAAGGCCGACAUCUGGAAGGCUGGAGACUGGAACAGGGCGACAUCCUCAAAGUCAUUCCUGGUCGAGACCUCGCCAGUCUUGAACAGCAGAACACCUACUAUCUACUCUUCUCCUCGGCACUCAACGCCUUCACGUAUCAAGGUCACGUCCAGCGCAUUCACAAUCUGGCAGCCGUGCAUACGCCAACCUCGACGAGUUCUCCUAUACCGCCACCGCCGGGAUACAUGAUUGAGGGCCUGGAUGCUCAUGCAGCAAUCGAAGCGUACACUCUUGUGCCACCCACGCAAAAGCUGGAGCUCAGACAACUCAAGCCACCACUCUCGCCAGUCAUGCAAUCGCUUGUGAGCAAUCAGGGCUGGAAGAGCAUCAACUCUCGCCAAGACAAGAUGCCAUUUGAAGUUCGACUUGCGAUGGAAGGCCCACAAUUAGGCCCAUCAGUAGUACGUCAUAUUCUAAUGGAAACCGGCAGAGCGAGAGGACUCAGCUGGAACGGCGGCGAAGAGCUCAACAUGAAAGUCACCAGAUGGACACCUCAGUUAAUGCCAUCCCCGAUCCAGAAUGAUGAAAAUGCAUUAAACGCUUUGAAGGACCGCACCGAGGAGGAGCAGAUGAGGAUUGAUGUCAUGCGACACACUCAAUCAUCACAAGAUCCGAAGUACGCUGAACUGAAGCGAAGAACGCCCCCGGAGGUGUAUAUUCUGGGGUUUCAUACUGAGCGGGCGGCCCAGAGCUUCGUGACUUAUUGGCACCGACGGCCGCUUGAGAUGGACCAGCCCGAGGAUGCUGCUGAAUGGGAUACGUCGCCUGUGGUGAAUGUGUCGAUGCUGUGGUAG
Molecule: messenger RNA, 1281 nt
Organism: Zasmidium cellare ATCC 36951
Lineage: Eukaryota; Fungi; Ascomycota; Dothideomycetes; Mycosphaerellales; Mycosphaerellaceae
Exons: 2
Coding region: 1-1281 (426 amino acids)
Source: RefSeq, a predicted model, not a curated record